Messenger RNA from Orbicella faveolata, 2278 nucleotides. RefSeq lists its product as uncharacterized. The record is from RefSeq and is a predicted model, not a curated record. Lineage: Eukaryota; Metazoa; Cnidaria; Anthozoa; Scleractinia; Merulinidae.
CAAGUACUUCAUGACGUAUAUUUAUCCUAGUUGUAGUUGGACAAGUGAGAGGCCAAGAUGUUGGGAACUGCAACCUGACUUUUUUCACGACUGGAGGACAGCAGUGCCAAAGAACAAUGAUGCUCAACUUGAAGAACGACUCCAGUUUAAACUGCAGCGAUGAAUACCCAAGACAGUCUUCCUGCUUGAACAGUCAUAUUGGGUCUUGUUUGCAAGGCACUCCAUAUAGUGCAUUUCAAAGCGAAAUAAUAAAGCUACCUAAAUUGCUGCUAUAUCACUGCGGAUCGUUGGGUUAUGAACCAUCAAGCAUCAAUUCAGUUGUUCUUAAGUUAGUGGGAUGUAACGGGAAGGAUCUGAAUGGCAUGGUCACCUGCUGGCAUGAUUUUCGAUCCACGUUUGUCGCAAACAGGAGUGAUCCCUCGUUAUGCAGGAAGUUUGCUGAAGGGAAACAAAACUGUACCAACAUUGCUAGAAAAUCAUGUUCAGGUAUUUGCGAGGACAUCACCAAAGAUGCGUACAAUCCCUUCUGUGACAGUGACACCGAUCCCGCUGAUACAUCUGACUUGUCUGAUUGUAUUUUUGCUCUUGGCUGUUCCAACAAGUUUAUUUACGAGAAUGCGGUUAAGUGUGACAAAUCCAGCUUUGAAGCUUUUGCCGAUAGCUCAGAGACGAACUGCAGAGUUGUGCUACAGAACAACAAAGAUUGCUUAAGAGAUAACUUGGUAAGUCAAUGUCCCGCUAUGCAAAAGAAACAAGACAUUUUCGAGGAUGUGGUGAAGACGCUUCGAGCAACCAUGAUGAGUGAGCAGUUUUUCUGUGAAAAAGUAACGCUGGACACGUCUUCGCUCGACGAACUUGUCACAACUGCUAACUGCAAGCCGGAGUUUUUUACAGAUGUCGAGACUAAUUGUGCUGAACCCUUCAGAAAUAUAUACCUUAAUGCGGCGGAGAAGAAAUCCGUAGACGUCUGCAAUGCCUUCGCGGAGGCCAAGAGAUGUCUUAAGAAAGCGCAUAACGACACCUGUAAUUUCGCUUUAAGCACCCGACAGGCCGCCAUGUUUGACGAGGACAAUCCAUUUUGUGCAAGUGGAAAAGAUCCGCAACAGAGUGCAGCGAGCUGGGUACAAGUAAUAACACUACCACUGCUUAUUUCCAGCUUGGCAGGGCUCUUUGCCGGUUUUCCUUGAGAACAGCACUUACUUCAGCCAAUUAGCUAAAAGGACAGUUACAAAAUUCAACUGAUGCAACUACAAUUUAGUUUACUCUCUUUGCUCUCCAUGGCUCACUUUUACAACUUCCUGGCUUCUCAACCGUGCCACAUAUGGUCAACGGAGGCUUCCUGUGUGAGCCCCAGAUUCUUUGGCACUCAACCUGCACCUAUAACAAACGUUUUUUCUUGUUAGCAGCUGUUAUUGUUUUUGGGCUAGGGGCAUUGUUUCUGUUGUUUGUUCUAUUGUCCUCUCAAAGGGUAUCAAGCCAUUCAUGUGAGACCUUGCGAGAGCUGCUACCCCACCUUUUUUCACUAGUCAUCAGUAUAGUUUUGAUUGUUUUAUUUUGAAGCCUGUAAGAGCAAUAUUUCUUGUAAGAGUUCUUACCAUUGUACAAUUUCACAAUUAUGUCAUUCUCAACUGCCUCUUGGUUAUACUCCAGAAGAUGCAAUUGUCAAAUACUUCGAGUGAUUUGCAUUCAGGGUCGUUUGUUUGCAUGGUUGCUUAUUUUUUCGUUUGGUUCAGUGUCUGUUUUUUUUGUUUUUAUUUCUUUGCUGUUGUUGUCAUUGCCCAGUUUUCUUGCUCUUUUGAGAAGAAUGUCAUAUCUGCUAGAAGGUGGGUGGGUACAGCCGGAAAGAUUCGGGAGUGUCAAAAUAAACUAUAACACUUACGACCCGUUUGCUUUACUUUAUUUAAGAAGUUUAAAACAUUUCCUGCAUGUCCAGUGUUUCUAGAAACGCAAGUGAAAGUUUGCAUUGGAAGAACGGGAAAACAUCGAGCAACAAGAACCGUGGGCCAAUGUUUUCACAGCUUUUCCGAGCUCUCCCAAACUUUCAUGAGCAUUUCUUUAACUUGUCAUAAAUACGAAAAUGCUAGAAAUGUUUUAUAGUUCCUUUAGAAAAGACUGCUUCAGAGAGAAAAAACUCAUGCUGGUUCUGUUUUCGUAGUCUGAGUCAAAGAAAGACAGAAAUUUGGCCUUUUGCGACGCUUUCGUAAAGAGCACAGACGUUGAGUUACAUUAUCUGAUGAGCAACUCAAAUGAACGGAAGGGCUAUCCUUGAUGUUUCUUU